CAAGUUGGUUUGAUUCGACGUUGUUCGCGCAACGAACCAUUCGAAGCCAGCUAAAACAGCAGUAGCCAUUGUGAACGGCACAUCAAUAGUGCAGUGAGCAGCGAAGAGUUUUCUAUAACCGCAGUGUGUGUGUGCCCUUUUUUUCUCGCUCUCUGUCUCUUUCACGUUUCUCCGAAACACAAAGACGAAAUUGGAGACAAAUGAAAAUAUUGACGAGAAGAAGAAGAAAAAAAAAACAAACUGUGCAAUAUUGUUAUUUCGUGUUAAAAAUCCAGACAUUUGCCUAAUGAGAAAACGAUACAUUGUUUUAUUGACAUUAAGUGUUGCUGCUAAUAUUGACUGCUAAUCGAUCUGCGUAUAAAAUACAGAGAGAAAAAAGUGGUUAUUCUCUUGAUUCAAUACUUGGUUGCUGCGACCCGUUUAUACAUGAAAAUUGAUUGAAAUUUGAACGGAAUGUGAGAAAAGUGACUGGAAAAAAGCGAGAAUUUUUCCAAGAAAAAAAAAAACAAAAAAAAAAAUAGAUAAAAUUUUAUAAUUCUUUUUUAUUCUGUUGACUGUCGCUGUUGCUUCUGCUGUUCUUUCUUUUCCAUAUUUUUGUUCGCGAUUUCUUCGCGUUCCAUCACCGCUGACUGUCUUUCUGUUUCGUUUGUUUCUUCAAUUGGAAACAUAUAGAGUGUGUGGAAUACAUUUUUGCUGUUGCUGCUGCUGCUGCUGCUGCCGCUUGUUUUUCCCAUUUUCGAACUCUCGUCGACAACAAGCAAGCAAUCAGCCAACCAACCAACGAACCAACCAAGCACUGUAAAUGUAUGCGCAUUGUACGACGCGUACAUGUGUGCCCAUGCUCUGUGUAUUUAUUUCAAUCCAUGGACCCCAUGGAAUAUAAUAUAUAACUUGAAUUUAGACAACAUACAGCUCACCGAUAAAAAAAAGCACACAAUUUAUGUAGAAAAUAUAAUAUGAGAACCAUUGGCUGGUUCAUCGUGUUCAGUGUGUGUUUCUUGCUCAAGCGAUUUUGAAGUGGAAUUCGCGCAAGUGUUCAUAAACAUCAAACAUUCGUCGUCUCUUCACCUCAGUCAGCUGCCAUUUUAAUAAACAAAUACCAUAAAAAAAAACUUACCAGAACACAAAGAUUUGCCUGAUGAUUAUGCAAAUAGAAAAAAAACACAAAGUCGAGUCUGUUCACGUAGCUGAAUUAAAGUAAAUUCAAGUUAUAAAUUAAUACGUAAUAUGUGUGCGCAUUUGUGUGAUUGCAUUUCAUGCGAAAGAGCAGCGACUAUAACCGAGUUCCAUAAAUAAAAAGGAAAAAUAAAAUUAAUAAAGCAAAAAAGCGAAAAAAAAAUACGACCACUGAUAAUAAAAAAAUCAGCGCAGCAAAGCAAACACGUAGAAACUCAAUUAGAAACGUAGUGCGAAGAUUGUGUUGUUUUUUUUCGCUAUAGAGACAAGUAAAAUCAUCAUCUUGACGUAAGCACAGCGUAAACGACUCGAACAUUAAUUGUGUAAAUUUCCAGUGGAAGCAUGUGAAUGUUGUUAGACUGUUUUGAUUUGUUUUUUGUUUGCUGCAUUAAAUCAAGUGGAUAUUGAAUGUGGGGGGGGAAAAUAGAAUUUGAAACACAAGUGUAGAGACUAGAAAACAGGAAAGAUAAACGUCAUAAACAUACAAAAAUCGCAUCGAAGGAAAACCAAAAGUCGAAAAAAAUGCUUGGAACGAGAAUAAAUUAUUGGCUGGUAAAUCGUACGAAAGUGAAUGUAUUUGAAUCGAUUCCCGACGCAUUACGAUUGCGUGGGGUAUGUUUGUUGAUAAACAGUGGAUGUCGAAGUGUCGUCUAUGGCCGAAUCCGUUAACCAUUUGCUCUCUGCAGUGACGGAGGGGCAUUUAAGUAACAGCACCGCAUCACAAAACACACAAACCUUUGAUCAAGCGACUAGUAAAUCGGCCGGAGGAGAUAAUCGAAGCAAAAAAUCGACACGAUCGGCAACAUUAUCAUCGGAAUCAGUGUCAAGAGAAAAUUCAGAAUCGACGAAUUCAAAUCGCCGUGGAAGGAAAAAACACGCCGCCGAGGCAUUGGAAAAUACUGAAAGCAGUAGCAGUACAAAGCGGAAAGUAAGACGAUACGACGAAUCAAGCGAUCUAUCUACGGAGAUUGUGACAAGUGCAAAAACGGCGUCGAUAAAUAAAUUGAAGCGCCAGAAAUCGUCUAGAUCGAGCAAUCAAGCAGAACCAAUAGAGAUAAGCAGUGACGAGGAAGUUCCUUUGGAAGGAAAGGUGAAAAAUUGCAUCGCAAGUCGCACACGAUCGAAAGCUCAUCACAGCUCACCGUCACCGAGUAAAAAACUGAAAUUGGCAUCACGCACCAGCUCCGUUUCACCCGGUGUGGAUAAUAAUACUGCAACGCUGGGUUCAAAUAUACGAAAAACAUCGACUCGUCACUACAACACCGAAAGUGCCAGUACAAGCGCUUCGCGACGAACACCGACCAGUCAUUUAGCGGCCACGCACGAAACAAACUCAGUUAAUAAUAACGUUACACAUUCGGCAAAUCCGGCUAGUCUACCAAGACGUAGUUCGAGAAGUAAGGUUCAGCAAUCGACUGUAACGACGGGUUCCUGCGUUAGUUCAGCGGCAAGUACACAAGCUUGCACAUCGUAUCAAAUACGCGGUCCAGCUUCAUCGUCGGCAAACGAGGCGGCUGGUGCUAGUGGUUCAUCGUUAGCCAUUGCAGCGCACGGUGGUAGCUCAAGCAAUAAUAGCACCAGACGACGCAGAAAAUCGGCCACAUUCAUAACAAACGUUGGCAAAUUACAUGAUCAAACCAACAAUCAGGUUUUAGUUGAAGCUUCGACAUCGGGUAUGGCAAAUGAUGGAUCUCGUGAUGCAAACGCUCAAAAUCAAUCCCAAAAUCAUUACGGUAAAGCCAGCAAAAAAUUCUCAUUAAAACUACACAGAAUGACAUUCACUUCAGCUGACUCAAACUCUUCUUCUUCCACACAAACCAACGAAUCAACGGCAGACAUGUCAAAUAUACACAGUUUAAGACGUAGUCCACGCGGUAGUGUUAAAACAAGCAAUUUAAGCACAUCGGCGACCGUUCAUACGUCGCCAUUAGCCGUUAAUGCGUCAUCCACCGCAAUAUCAAUCGCAACUACAAACAACACCAAAUCAUCUUCCUCGUCAAAUAAUUUAAGCAACACAACCGCGACAACACCAUGGGAUGCAGGACAUCAUCAUUAUCAUAGUUUGGCCAGUUCAUCUGGCUCAAGCAGCAAUAAACCAUCAUCGACUUCAUUGCGCGGAACAAGCUUCUUUUCAGCACUUGAUUCAGCGCUCGCAAUGACACAAAGCCAACCAUCGACAUCGCAAACGGCCGGCGUUUCGGUUUCACUUUCGAACAGCAACGGUUCGACAUCACAACAGACGUCAGCACUUUCGGCAAGUACCGCAGUCGCAUUCAGUGGAGACUCAGAGAGUUUGACGAAUGUUAAUUUGGCUCAUAGCCUUGCUGGUGCCAGCAGCUCACUUCCGGUCAGUUUCGGUAGCUCAGCUCCAUCGGCAAUGGAUCCGGAGGCAGACGAUCCAGAUGUUGGACGUUUGCAAGCAUUGCUUGAGGCUCGUGGCAUUCCACCACAUGUCUUUGGUUCGUUGGCGCCUCGUAUGCAUCAUCUAUUGCACAGAACAAUCGGUUCGAAUAGCACGUCAAAAGCGCAACAAUUGUUACAAGGCUUGCAAUCAAACGACGAGAGUCAACAGUUGCAGGCCGCUAUUGAAAUGUGUCAAAUGCUGGUGAUGGGCAACGAAGAUACUCUGGCUGGUUUUCCAGUGAAAUUGGUCGUUCCGGCUCUCAUCAACUUACUUCGUAUGGAGCACAAUUUCGAUAUAAUGAAUCAUGCAUGUCGUGCGCUCGCCUACAUGCUCGAAGCAUUGCCCAGAUCGUCAGCCACCGUUGUCGAUGCCAUUCCCGUAUUUCUCGAAAAGCUACAAGUCAUUCAGUGUAUGGAUGUGGCUGAACAAAGUUUGACCGCUUUGGAAACGCUAUCGCGUCGUCAUAGCAAAGCAAUUUUGCAAGCGAACGGUGUAUCGGCUUGCCUCACUUAUUUGGACUUCUUCUCGAUGAACGCUCAACGAUCGGCAUUGGCCAUCACAUCCCACUGCUGCUUGAAUCUACAACCGGAUGAAUUCCACUUUGUGAGCGAUUCAUUGCCGCUGAUGUCGCGUUUGUUAACACAACAGGAUAAAAAAUGUGUUGAGUAUGUUUGCACGGCAUUUUAUCGUUUGGUCGAAAGUUUCCAACACGAUCCGAGCAAAUUACAAGAGAUUGCCAAGAAAGAUCUACUCAAAAACUGUCAGCAGUUGCUGGUUGUAACGCCAUCAAUUUUGAACUCAGGCACGUUCACCAAUGUGAUUCGAAUGCUGAGCAUAAUGUGCUCUAAUUGCCCUGAUUUGGCCAUAACCCUACUGAAAAUCGACAUCGAUGCAACGCUGUUGUACUUGUUGACCGGAUCAUCAGAUACUUUGGCAACGCGUCAAGCCAAUGGCGGAAGUGUUGAUAUUGAAUUGGUUGAACGCAACCCACAAGAAUUGUACGAAAUCACUUGUUUGAUCGGCGAACUGAUGCCACGCUUGCCAAAUGACGGCAUAUUCAGUGUGGAUGCUCUGUUUGAAAAACCAGCAAGCGCACAACAGGAUCAAGUCAGUUGGCAGUGGCGCGGUGACCGUGGUGCAUGGCAUUCGUAUUCGGUUAUGGAUUCACGAGCCAUCGAAGCAGCCCAUCAUAAUUCAGACGAUGAAAUCAGCUUAUCGACUAUGGGUCGAACAUACACGAUUGACUUUAAUUCGAUGCAACAGAUUAAUGAAGAUACUGGCACCACCCGGCCAGUUCAACGGAAAUUGAAUCCCGCAGCAAACACAAACACUUCACCAAAUCUGGCGAUGGCUACUGAUUCGAAAAACUCGAGCACCGAUAGCGCAGCUGGAUUUGGCGAUUGUCUCCACGGAACCGGAACCGUAAAUUUGGCAUUGCGCCCACCGAAUCCGUAUAGGGACGCACGGUUGGCCUGCUUGCGUGAAGAGCGUGGUUUGGCAGCUGAAUUCAUCAAAAAUAUGUUCUCCGUGCUGUACGAGGUGUACAGCUCAUCGGCUGGACCAUCAGUUCGUUUCAAGUGCUUGCGUGCACUAUUGCGCAUGGUCUACUUUGCCAGUGCUGAUUUACUACGUGAAGUUUUAACAAGCCAAAUGCUUUCGUCACACAUUGCUGGUAUGAUGGCAUCAAAUGAUCUGCGCAUUGUUGUUGGUGCCGUUCAAAUGGCCGAAAUUCUUAUGCAAAAAAUGCCGGAGAUUUUUAACGUUCAUUUCCGUCGUGAUGGUGUUAUGCAUCAAAUAAGCCUCUUGGCCGAUCCCAAAUUGCCAAUUUGCGAAAAAUCGAAAAAUACACCACACAAAGAAUCGACCAACAGCUCGCCAUCCGUUACCGUGUACGAGUUUGAUUCAAGCAAAUCAACACCGACUAGUGUUUUGAGCUCGUGUUUCUCACGCAACAGCAGCACCACAACAACACCGUUGAGCCAUCAUCAGACGGCCCCAAUGCAACGCCGACACCCUGGCCCAUCAACUUCAUCGGCUAGUUUCUCGCUGCAAACAAGCACAACCAACAGCCCAGCACCAUUGAAUCUGAAUCAUCAGCCAUUGCCGACGGCAUCCUUAGUUACCUUCCAUCCUGAGAUGAUGAGUGUUGGAGGCGAAGUUGUGAGUGGCGGUGCGUCUGGAAGCAGUGUUACCACAAACAUUGCACUUCCAAUUGAUCAGCAGCAGCAACAACAGCAGCAACCGCAGCAGCAGCAAUCGCAAGCAAGCCAUUCAAGUCAUUCGACUCAAUCGCAUGCCAAUGCCAUUCAAUCGAAAAUGUCGGAUAUUCUGAAGCGAAAAGCACCACCAAAGCGCAAAUCGCAAACAUCAUCACGAUCAAAGACCCGAAACCAAGAUCACCACACCGAACAACCGUCAGUCAUGCAAGAGCUAAUGAACAAAGCUUCGGCUUUGGGUUCAUCUGGCCGAAGUACACCGUCGACAUCGUCGAGUCCAAUGAAUAUUGGUGCCAGCGGAAGUGCUGGUUCGUCUGGUUCAUCGUCGUCUCGUUCACGUUUCGGUUCAAGCUCGAAGACUUCAUCGUUUUUGGCUUCGUUGAAUCCAGCUCGCUGGGGCCGAACAACCUCAAUGAAUUCACAUUCAACUUCAAAAGACAGCGGUCAUUCGAGCAGCAGCGGUGCUGGUACGAGCAGCUCAAGCACAUUGAUCAACGAACACUCGUCAAGCUCUAGCUUAAUAGCGGCUGGUAAUCGAGAGAAGGCACGCCAAUGGAUUCGCGAACAUGCCAUCGAAUUCAACAAGAGAUACGACGGCGAAAAUGAUUUGCCUAGUGAACCAACGGUUUUAGUUCGCUUGUCUACUGUCAUUCAGAAAUUGAAUGGAAACUUGGACAGUUGUGUGGACGCACUAAAUGAUCUCAAGCACAUCCUACUCAUAAGUGAUAUAUCACCGUUCGAAUUCAAUCAUUCGGGUUUGAUUCGAUCGAUGCUAAAAUAUAUGACAUCCGAACAAGAGACCGUACACAGAGAUGAUAGACUACGCGCCUUCCUAAACGUAUUCACCGGCUUGCCACUGAAUACAACCAAUAUCAGCGGGUCUAUUCUGUCGAAGGCAACCAUUGAAAAUUCAGCAUUUAGCUCAUUUGUAGCCAAAUUGAAUGGUUGUGUCACGCAAUUGGAACAGUUCCCAGUCAAGGUGCAUGACUUCUACGGCGGUUCGAAUACAAGUGCACUUAAAUUUUUCAACACGCACCAACUCAAGUGCAAUCUCCAACGUCAUCCAGAUUGCACAAAUUUGCGCCAAUGGAAAGGUGGCACAGUGAAAAUUGAUCCGUUGGCAUUGGUUCAGGCCAUUGAACGAUAUUUAGUUGUGCGUGGCUAUGGCGGUAUUCGUGUCGAUUCCGAAGAAGACUCCGAAGAGGAUAUCGACGAUAGUGUGGCUGCAGUCGUUAUGUCACAAGCCACAUUCAAGCAUAAGCUACAGUUUAUGAUCGGUGAAAAUGUAUUGCCAUACGAUAUGACCGUUUAUCAGGCCAUUCGACAGUUUUCGCCACUAGUUAACGAUCAAUCUGAAACCGAUACCGAAUCCGAUAUCAUGCAAAGCAAUGCAAGCAUCUGGGUUCAGCAACACACUAUUUACUAUCGUCCGAUUGAGGAAGAACCAAGUCAACACGCACACAAUCAGCCCAGUGGUAGCAGUUCAAGUAAUGCUGCCGGUGUUUCGAUCAGUACACGAGCAUCGUCCUCGUCAUCGUCGACAUCACGAAAGCACUCGGAUAAAUCGUCGUCAAAAUCGUCACGUAAAAAGCCUGAAUACUGGACCGAUGGUAUUCAACAGGUCGUGUCGCCGAUCACAAAUUUCUUAUCGAAUUCACUGCCCAAAGAUAUAGUCACCGUUCAGGAUGCUUCUCUCGAUGCUUUGUGCAUGUUGCGUAUUGUGUAUGCACUGAAUCGGCACUGGGAAACACUUUAUAUGGGCAAUUACAUACACGAGGAUAUCAUUCCAGCAUCGGAAUUCAUUCAUUCGAAGAUUACGGCCAAAGCCAAUCGUCAACUUCAAGACCCACUCGUGAUAAUGACUGGAAAUCUGCCACAAUGGCUGCAGCAAAUCGCCACCGUUUGCCCAUUCUUGUUCCCAUUCGAAACACGCCAUUUGCUAUUCUAUGCCAUAACAUUCGAUCGUGAUCGUGCAUUGCAACGUCUGCUUGAAACCACGCCUGAUCUCAAUUCAACGGAUACCACCGAAAAAGUCACGCCACGGCUAGAUAAACGUAAACGUACCAUAUCACGUGAAGACAUUCUCAAACAGGCCGAACACAUUAUUCAGGACUUUGGACAUUCGAAAGCAUUGCUUGAAAUUCAAUAUGAGAAUGAAGUUGGAACCGGUUUGGGACCGACGCUUGAAUUCUAUGCACUGGUUUCGGCUGAAAUACAACGCUGUGAUUUAGGUUUAUGGUAUGAAAAUGAUACGUAUCAAUCGCCAUCCUCUUCGAUCGACGAUUGUGUCAAGAAUGUGCUGAAUGAAAUGGAAGACGACCAACAAAUGUCACAAACAGACGAUCAAGAUGAGGUAAACAAUGCACUGAAUCCGAUUUCAAACCAUCAAACGUCAGCAACGGAUGUUCGACAAUACGUUCAUGCUCCGUUCGGUCUCUUCCCAAUGCCAAUGAGUCAUAGUGCCAAACAAAUGCAAAUCUCACGCAUCAAAUCGAAAUUCAAGUUCUUGGGCAAAUUUAUGGCUAAAGCCAUCAUGGACAGUCGAAUGUUGGAUCUACCGUUUUCGAUUCCAUUCUAUCGUUGGUUGUUGUAUGAGGACAGUUCACUUGGUUUGUCCGAUUUGUCAUCGGUUGCACCAGAAGUGCAAACCACGUUGAAGCGUUUGCAAAACAUUGUACGCGAACGUGAUGAAAUCUUGAACAGUCCAGCUUCGGACCAAGAAAGCAAGAAUGUCAAGAUCGACAGUUUACAUUACGAUGGUUGCCCGAUUGCCGAUUUGGGAUUGAACUUCACACUACCAGGUCAUGCAAACAUUGAACUGCGUCGUGGUAGCCGUGACACAGCAGUCACCAUCCACAAUUUGCAUCAGUAUGUUGCUCUGGUAACGCAAUGGUUCUUAAAUGAAGGUGUACAAACACAGUUCGAAGCUCUGCGCGAAGGAUUUGAUUCAGUGUUCCAAUCGCAGCGAUUGCGUCUCUUCUACCCAGAAGAAAUUGAAAAGGUGCUAUGCGGCUCAAGUCUUAACAACUAUCAUCGUUGGGAUGUGAAGAUGUUGCAAGAAUGUUGCCGUACCGAUCAUGGAUUCACAUCCGAAUCGAAGGCCAUUCAAUAUUUGUAUGAAAUCCUAAGCACAUACACUCGCGAAGAGCAACGUUUAUUCUUGCAAUUUGUCACCGGUUCACCGUGCUUACCAACAGGCGGUUUCAAGGCAUACAAUCCACCAUUGACCAUUGUACGCAAAACACUCGAUUUGAACGAGAGCCCAGAUGAUUACCUACCAUCGGUUAUGACAUGCGUAAACUACUUGAAACUACCCGAAUACUCCAGCCGUGAGGCGAUGCGUAGCAAAUUGAGAACGGCAUGUGUUGAGGGUAGCAUGAGUUUCCACUUGUCUUAAAAGCCUCGAAUCAACGACAAUUCACCACUGCUGCAACCAUAUCAAUGCUGAAUGCAGACAAAGAAGAAUGAAACCAACCAAUCCAGAUGCCAAAAUACAAAGUUCUUUAUAUAAAGGUCAAAACGGAGAACGAACCAAUAACCAUUUAUAAUUCCAAACAAAAUCAAAUGUCUGUAAAUUUGCCAUUUUCUGUGUAGUUAAAAUUAACGGAAAUCGAAUUAGCAUUUCAAUCGAAUUCAAACAAACAAAAAUUUAGCGAAACAAUACGAUAAACAAAAAUGAAAAUGGUCACAACAAAGUGAUUUGGUUUUUUUUUUGUAUUUUCUAGAGAAAAAACAAAGACAAAUUAUGGAUUUGAAUGUUUCGUUUAGCAAUUAAGUGAAAUAAAUGAAAUUGUUUGAUGCUCUCACAAUGCAUUCAUGAAAUGGAUAAUCAAAGUCCAAGCGACACCAUUUCCCCUUCAACCCACCCAAUGUGUGGAAUGUUCGAUAUUGUGCUAAACACACUUGGAAUCCAUCUCCUACACUUUUGCGAAUUUAAUUUAAAAACAAAAACUGAAAUACUAUGUAAUAAAAUGACACAGAUCUUUUGGAAAAUGAAAGAAAAUAAUCGAAAUUUGCAGAAAUUGAUUCGACCGAAAACAUGGCAAUGCCCAAGAGGAGGUCAACUCUUUUCACUCUUUCAACAAUAACAACAACAAAAACAUUAUUAUGGGUUCCAUUCUGGAAUUAACAUAUGUGCAGUAUGCCUCUUGUAAUUUAGCAAUAAAAACAAAGAAUCGCCAAGCCAAAACAAUAUCAACACAUCGGAGAAUAUCCACACUUGACAGAAAGUGAGAAAAAUAACAUGUACUGCGACAGAUAGUCUUUUCUCUAUAUUAUAUAGAUCCAAGAUCUAAUCACGUA
Sitodiplosis mosellana (orange wheat blossom midge) is the source of this 10098-nucleotide messenger RNA. RefSeq names its product E3 ubiquitin-protein ligase TRIP12 (gene ctrip). The coding region runs from base 1829 to 9193 and encodes 2454 amino acids. Gene Ontology annotation, biological process: regulation of double-strand break repair; proteasome-mediated ubiquitin-dependent protein catabolic process; DNA damage response. The transcript is spliced from 17 exons. The record is from RefSeq and is a predicted model, not a curated record. Gene Ontology annotation, molecular function: zinc ion binding; ubiquitin protein ligase activity. Gene Ontology annotation, cellular component: nuclear speck. Lineage: Eukaryota; Metazoa; Arthropoda; Insecta; Diptera; Cecidomyiidae.